Messenger RNA from Lytechinus variegatus (green sea urchin), 3558 nucleotides. Its product is annotated as cell wall protein DAN4-like. The transcript has 12 exons. Lineage: Eukaryota; Metazoa; Echinodermata; Echinoidea; Temnopleuroida; Toxopneustidae. The coding region runs from base 1 to 3558 and encodes 1185 amino acids. Gene Ontology annotation, cellular component: membrane. The record is from RefSeq and is a predicted model, not a curated record.
AUGAAUAUUGGAACACUCAGCUUGUACUUUUCGACAUCAGGGACGAUCACGGACCAGGCCGUCAUGGUGUGGUCGAUGAGCGGUCCUCAGACAAACGCUUGGAUAGGAAGAGAGAUACGGGUAACGGAUUUCAUCUCCACCUCCACAUCUGGGUAUUUCCUUUUCAAAGGACAGAUCAACAGUUACACCGCUGAUAUGGCUUUAGAUGACAUCUCCUUGGGCUCUUGUACAGAUCAGCUCACGCCUACCACCUCACAACAAACGACUACAGAUAGUGUGACAACAACGCAGUCAACAACGACAGAUAUACCUACAACUACCCAACAAACAACUACAGAUACUGUAACAACUAUUCUGCCAACAACGACAGAUAUACCUACAACUCCCCAACAAACAACUACAGAUACUGUAACAACUAUUCUGCCAACGACAGAUAUACCUACAACUACACAACAAACGACUACAGAUACUGUAACAACUACUCAGCCGACGACUGGUCUCCCUACGUCCGCACCACUAUCUACUACAGAUAGUGUGACAACUAUUCAGCAAACGACAACAAUGGGAACAACCGAAGCCACAACAACGAAUGCGCCAACCACCAUAACGGUGGUAUCAACAACUGAUCAAGCUGACUGUUCACAAUCAAGCACUGGAAGUAGCUUUGUAAUUGCCUUUCCAAGUAACCUAGAGCUGGGUUCAGAGAGCAAUUCAUUGGUGAUCUCGACAUCCUCCCACCAAACUGUUACUGUCGAAGUUCUUGAAUCCGACGGUAAUACAUUAUCUGGUGUAGUUACAGAAGGAAUCAGUCUAACAUUCAGUCUGUCAGAGAAUUCCCGAUGCACAGGAUCUGGUUGGCAGGAUUGCUCAGUAAGAGUGUUGGCAGUAGAUGGUGACAUCUCGGUGAUUGCGUAUAGCGAUGUGGGUACGUCUACGGGUAGUUUCCUCGCAUUCCCUGUGGACAGUCUCGGCGAGGAAUACGUCAUAGCAAGCUACACCCCUAGAGGAGGUUUUAAUUCAGAGUUCACUGUAACUGCAGCUGAUACUGCUGCCACUGUUAUGAUCGAGUUUCCUGAAGUAAUCAGACAACAUCGAUUGAGUAAUGGCCUGACCCCUGAUCUUGAAUUUGACCUCAACGCUGGCCAGACAUAUCAGGUCCAGAGUACUCUGGAUUUGAGUGCUUCCCGAGUGGUGUCAACAACACCCGUAGCCGUAGCAUCAGGAGCAAGUUGCUCUGAAUUGCCAGUUGCAACGAAGUAUUGUGACUAUAUUGUUGAACAGAUGCCUCCAGUAAACACUUUAGGACGCUCCUUUUCUGUUUCUACUUAUCACGCAAGACCACAAAGUGGACUGGAUGUGAGAAUCAUAGCUACUCGUGAUGACACGCGUAUCACAUCGGAUUUAGGUAGCUUCAUUAUUCAUUCGUUCGAGUAUCUUGACCUGAAUGGAAAUCAGCAAACGGCAAUCGAUAUUGAGGCUUCAGAGCCUGUUCUUGUUGUUCAGUACCAGAGGGGGCAUGAAAUUGACAGCAUUGGAGAUCAAUCAAUGACAGUGAUUUCUCCCAAGGAACAGUUCUCAGUAGGAUCGAUCACUUUCCCCGUCGCCCUCUUAUUCUCCCCUUGGAACUAUAUCAUGAUAGCAGUGGAAACCAUGGAUAAGAGUGGGAUCCAGUUCGACGGUGUUUUGUUAGACUCAUUACCCACGACUCUUACUUACACUUCCCAAUAUACAUUUUGGGGUAUAUAUAUCUCACAUUUUGGGGGAAAUAUAUCUCAUAACGUGAGUCAUGUUGAUCCAGACGUACCAUUUAGUGUCGUUACAUACGGUUAUGAUAAAUACGAGGGAUACGGGACAUCAGCAGGUACCUUCUUGAGGCCAUCGCGCUGCAGGCAGGCAACGACUACUUCAUCGCAGGUGACUACAGAUGCAUCUACAACGGAUAUCUCUUCAACGAUAGUGACAUCCGAUACAACGUCAGAUUUAACUCAGACGGACAUUGUGACGAUUACUGAUGGAUCUACCAAGGCUGAUUCUACAAUGGCUGUGACUACUGACGGAACUACAGAUACAGCUCCAACCACUACUGUGACUACAGAUGCAUCUACCACGGAUAUCUCUUCAACGACCGCGACAUCCGACACAACUUCAGAAUCUACUCAGACGAAAAUUGUUGACUGUUCUCAAUCGAACAUCGGGAGAAGCUUCAUAGUCGCCUUUCCAAGUAACGUUGAGAGUGGUUCAGAAAACAAUUCUCUCGUGAUUUCGACUUCCUCCCAACAGAAUGUCAAUGUGGAGGUGAGUGAGUUCACCGGUGAUACCUUGUCAGGUAUAGUUUCUUCCAGUACGACUCUAUCACUACCAUUGUCUGAGAUCUCCCGAUGUACCGGUUCUGGUCUGCAGGACUGCUCUGUAAAGAUCUCGGCUCUGGAUGGUGAAAUCUCGGUAAUUGGAUAUAGCUAUUGGUUUCGUACCAUGGAUAACUUCCUUGUGUUUCCCGUGGACAGCCUCGGCAACGACUAUGUCAUAGCUAGUUAUACUCCUACUUCUGCAUUCUCCUCAGAGUUCACUGUAACCGCUGUUUCUACUGUUACCAAUGUAACCGUGGAGUUUCCAGAGUUGAUCAGAGAGGAUAGAAUAACAAAAGGCUUGACCGCAGAUCUCAACUUUAUACUCAAUGCUGGUCAGACUUAUCAGGUCCAGAGUCCUCUGGAUUUGAGCGCCUCACGUGUUGUAUCAUCCGCACCUGUAUCGGUUAUCUCAGGUGUGACAUGCGCUAACGUACCGGUUGGGGCGUUGUUCUGUGACUAUAUGGUUGAACAAAUGCCACCAGUCAACACCCUAGGACGUUUUUUUUCUGUGUCAACUUACCAUGGGAGACCGAACAGCGGACUUGAUUUUAGAAUCAUAGCGACCCUCGAUGACACUCGUAUCACAUCGGAUUCAGUUAGCGCCACUAUUCAUGCGUUUGAAUAUUAUGACUUCACCUCAGACACUCCUGAUGCUUUUGAAUUUGAGACUUCAGAGCCUGUCCUUGUUGUUCAAUACCAGAGGUCUUAUGUAAGCGACUACCAAGGAGACCCAUCGAUGUCAAUCAUUUCACCGAAAGAGCAGUUCCCAGUAGGAUCGAUUACCUUCCCAGUUGCGAGUUCUUUCGUCUCUUCGAACUAUAUAGACAUCACUGUAGACACCAUGUAUGAGAGUGGGAUCCAAGUAGACGGUGUCUUAUUGGACUCGUCGACCGCAUCUAAUGUCACUACUGCAGUUUCUACAAUCUGGGGAAAAGAAAUAACGGAAGGAGUUCAUACCGUGAGCCAUGUUGAUCCAGAUAUCCCAUUUAGCGUCACGACUUAUGGUUAUAGUACAAUAACUCCACAAGCUUACGGGACAUUAGCGGGUACCUUCUUGAGACAAUCGGGCUGCAGACAGACGACUACUUCAGCACAGGUGAUUACAGAUGCAUCUACCACGGAUAUCUUUUCAACGACCGCGACAUCCAACACAGGUUCAGAUUCAACUCAGACGGAAAUUGGUAAGAUGGAAAAUCUCCUAUGCCCAUAA